CUGAUCGUGAUUUGUCAAAAUCCUCCUUGCCUUCUUUCUUCCAACAAUCAUGGUUAAUGUUACAGGGGAGAUCGAAAUCCUCAAAGAGGCCAUAAAGGAGCAUGGCACUCUCAAUACCAAUGGAAAGAGCAGUGUCUCCUACGGCGUACUCUUCGAUAAGACCGCCAACACUCUGGAAGCAUUGAACGGAACGUUGCGCGCGGCAAAGCGCCAGAAGAAGAUUGCCUUCGACGGCGAGUUGCUGAUGAUGCCUAGAGAUAAAGAUGUACAAGUUGUUCUGCUGGAGGCGUAGUCGAUAGUUUCUUGUUCACUUACAAUUCCAGGAAGCAGGAUCUUAUAUAGCGUGUUUUGUAGUAAGACUCGACAGCGCCGGAGAAUAAGCGAAGACACAGCAAUUUACUGUACUCGCAACAACGGAGCCUGUAGCAA
Molecule: messenger RNA, 429 nt
Organism: Desarmillaria tabescens
Lineage: Eukaryota; Fungi; Basidiomycota; Agaricomycetes; Agaricales; Physalacriaceae
Product: costars domain-containing protein
Exons: 5
Coding region: 50-292 (80 amino acids)
Biological process (GO): regulation of actin filament-based process
Source: RefSeq, a predicted model, not a curated record